AUGGACUCUCUUAAAGGUUAUACAGCAGAUCAAGUGACGUUUUGUCCUAAAAUAAAACGACUUCUACCUCCGAAAUAUACCCAGAAAGAUAAUAGUGUUACUAUAAAUAGAUCCAUGUUACAACCUAGUUUACAAGAUAAGGAUACCAUCUUUUCACUGGCUAAAAAUCCAAAAAACUUCGACGACAUUCAGAAAAAAUUACAGACAUUUGAUUUUAACGUUAAUACUGAAUGUGAUAGAAAUGGUGAUUUUUUACUUCACGUAGCCUGUCGAGAAGGUUUGUGUCAGCUUCCAUUAAUAAUGGCGUUAGUAAAAAUACAAAUGGCUGACGUAGAAUUAUGUAACGGAAAAGGAAUGACACCGUUAAUGUUGUCAGCUAUAACAGGAAAUAGUGUCUUGUGUGAUGUAUUAAUGUGUUUAUUUGGUGCCAGUCCAAACAAAUCGAACCCUAACAAUGGAAGAUUUGCUCUUCAUUAUGCUGUUGAGGGGAAUCAUAGGAAAACAGUGGAGGCCUGUAUAAAGCUAUUAGAAUGUCUAAGAUAUACUCUAUAUAUAUAUCUAUUACAGGGCCUGUAUAAAGCUAUUAGAAUGUCUAAGAUAUACUCUAUAGAUGGUAAUUUAGGAUAUCAUGAUGUUCAGUAUACUGAUAUGUUUGUAGUAAAUGAUGAUGGAUAUACGUUAAUUAUGGUGGCAGCCAUUCACGAUCAGUCCAUCAUUUUAAAAAAAUUACUGGCUACCAAUAAAACAACUAUUAAUGCUCAACAUUCUAAGACUGGAAUGACUGCAUUGGCUAUUGCUGCUCAGAAAGGAAAUGAAAAUUGUGUUCGAGCUCUUUUAAGGAACGGUGCUAAUCCGUGUAUUGGAGACAUGGAGAGUUAUCUUCCCAUUCACCAUGCUGUUUAUCACAAUCAUGAGGCGGUGGUAGAAAUUAUUCUCGAGUUUUUUCCUGUGGCUUUUAUUGGCCUGUAUAAAGCUAUUAGAAUGUCUAAGAAAUCGUCUAUUCACAUGAGAUUAAAAUCAGCCUGGGACAAGAGACAAGAAGAAAUCGUGACACCGACGCUUUUGGCAUGUUCGUUUAACGGUGAUGCUGAUCAACUGUAUGUUUUACUGGACGAAGGUGAUUGUAUUAAUCCCAAG
Molecule: messenger RNA, 1137 nt
Organism: Lottia gigantea (owl limpet)
Lineage: Eukaryota; Metazoa; Mollusca; Gastropoda; Lottiidae
Exons: 10
Molecular function (GO): protein binding
Source: RefSeq, a predicted model, not a curated record